Chroicocephalus ridibundus (black-headed gull) is the source of this 2210-nucleotide messenger RNA. It is a transcript of the gene MAB21L4, whose product is annotated as mab-21 like 4. The record is from RefSeq and is a predicted model, not a curated record. Bases 860 to 2167 code for a protein of 435 amino acids. NCBI's taxonomy places the organism in Eukaryota, Metazoa, Chordata, Aves, Charadriiformes, Laridae. The transcript has 5 exons.
CCCAGCGCUGUCGGGGCCGAAAGUGCCGUUUUGCUGGUCCCCCCCCCGCGCCGUGGCGAUGCUGCCCGCCUCCCAGCGCCGUCGGCAUGGCGACCGCGGCCGCCGCGCUGAGGGAGGGGCGCGGCGGGGCGGUGCUGCCGGGGGUCGGGGCCUACCGGCGGGGCGGGCCGGGGCCUACCGGCGGGGCGGGCCGGGCCCAGGCGUGGAGCCUGGCUGGGGCCGGGGUCUCUGCCCGGCCGAGGGCAGCUGGGGGCUGCCCCACGCCUGGCAAGCCUGACCUUGAGCCUGAGCCUGAUGGAGCCACGGGCAGGGCUGCUCUGAGCACUUACCUGUGCGGCGGCUGCGGGGUCCCGCGGCCCUCCCACGGCCACCGCGGCGCAGCCCGGCCCCGACGCCAGCGUGAGCCGGCUCCCAGCUCCCGUGGGCGCAGCUCAGACGCAGAGCAGACCUGCCCCGGCAGCCCCAGACAGCUGGGCCUGCUGAGCCGAGCUGGGCCAGGGCGGGAGGGCAGCGGUUCGCCUUCAUCUGGCACUGGCUGUGAGGGGAUGCUGCCAGCACGCAAGCCCCGGUGCCGGGAGAGGGGUGGGAGACCACAGCGUGGUCCUGGUGCGACUUGCCAGCUGAGCAUCCCUCGUUAUCCUGCCGGACUGCUGGGGAGGCCACGGUGGGAUUCGGUCCCCUGCCCCGGGUCUGCCCCGGGGGGAACACGGGACUCCUGGCGCUCACCCAGCAGUGGUGCUUGCCAACGCCCCACUGCGGCUUCCCUCCGCCCGCCCCGUGCAGGUUCCCAGCCCUGCCCUCCCUGCCCACAUAGUUUUGCUCCUGCUUGGAGCAGGCUCGGGACGGCUGCAGAGCUGCCAUGGCAGCGAGCGCUUCCCACUGGCACAGCUACCUCGGGGUGAUUGUGUCCCGCGAGAGGCAGCGGCUGGAGCAUUUCCAGCGGGCCGAGGACAUCCUGCUGACCCUGCUGGAGGGUGUCCACGCCAGGGAGCCCCGCUUCCUCGUGGACUACGCCAGGAACCUGGAAGCCUUUGAGUUCGCUCUCUGCACCUCCGAGGAUGCUGUCACCUUGGAAGUCCCCCUGCAGAUUGAUGGUGAUGCCCUGCGGGUGGUGGCGUGCCAGCCUGGGGACACCCCAACCAAGCACUGUCCAGGGCUGGGCAUCUGCUGUCUGGAAGUGCCCUCUCCAGGGACCGACUUGGAGGACUGGACCAGCACCGUGGGUGUGAUGGAGCGGGGUGGUGCAGGGUGCCUUGCUCCGGGCAAAGUCCUCCAGCACCUGAAAGAGCUCCUUGUUUCGGCCAUCGUGCACUGCCAACGCCAGUUCCUGCUUCAGCCAGGUGACCUCAGCGCUGAGAAUCUGCAGGAAGAUACUAUGGAGCUCUCCCUGCUGAUCCGCGGUGGCUGGAAGACUGUCCGCUUUAACAUUGUUCCCGUUGUGAAGAGGUGGCAGGAGUCGCUCCGGCUCAAGGAGCGGCAGAGCGACAGGGGCUUUCCUGAAGGCAGCCUCCGGAAGGCCACGGAAGAGGCCCACUUUGUCCCAGCCUCUCCCCAUUGCUGGAGAUCUUCCACUCACCUCCCCAUCCUUAAGCUGCUCCAGGCAGUAGACACACUGAAGGGACCCCGUCUGGACAGCCUUCGCCUGCUCAACCAGCUCCGCAGCCAGGACUGGGGAGAGGAGGGUGGAAAAGGUGGUCUCACCUUCAACCACCUGAAGAUGGUGCUGCUGUGGAGCACAGAGCUCUUCCCCUCCCCAGAGGACUGGCAGGACCUGGAGGGCUCUGUCUACAGGCUCCUGGUGAUCCUCCUCCGCUGCCUGGCCACCCGGCGCCUGCCCCACUUCCUGCACCCGGAGGAGAACCUCUUCCAAAGAGAGCCCUUGGACCUUGCCUCCCUCUUCCGUAAAGUGGAGAGCUUCGCCCAGGACCCCCAACGCUUCCUCCGCUUCCAUUUUGGCCUCCCUGUGCGCACUGACAGCUGGCAGGCAGACGCCGGCACCCGAGCCCUCCUCCAGCUCCCUGCCAAGGACGGGUCCUACUGGAACACAGCCUACUUUGACAUCCUGCUCAGCCAGUUUCAGGUGUACCAGAUCCAGGAUGGUGCACGCCGCUCAGCAAUGUCCCAGCUCCUCUCCAAGAUCCGGCGAGAAAUCCCCCAGCAGAGCUGAGCGGGACCCUGCUGUCGCCCCAUCUGGAUGUCUCAAAACUCAG